Amoebophrya sp. A25 is the source of this 383-nucleotide messenger RNA. NCBI's taxonomy places the organism in Eukaryota, Dinophyceae, Syndiniales, Amoebophryaceae. The record is from the annotation of a GenBank genome assembly.
AUGAACAACGUGUUCGCAGCUGGCGGUCCUAGGAUACUGAGGGCUUCUCCUGACACAAUGGAAUCUUCUAGUAGACAUCAAGGACUUGCUCACACCAGCACUUCCCCUGCUUUGGAAGGGUUGGUAGGGGCAUGGGGGCGAGCGUUGGACUCUAGAGCGGUGGCUGUGACGCCGCAGGUUGUGGUUGGUAACAAUAGUUCGCGAGGACCAGUUGAGAAACGAGCAAAGAGCGCAGCAACAACGGCCUCUGCGACGGCGGAAGAAAGUACUGGAAGUGAGACGGUAAACCUCUUUUCCAGAGCAGAAGGUGAAGGAGGCGAAAAUCUGCACAAUCAUCCUCUAGUAGCUUCAACUUCAACCACUAGCAGCGGCCGAGGAGGGAU